ACAAUCUGUCCUGCCACUCCCCUGAUUCUACAGCACUCCCUGUUCUUCUGCUCCUCCAUUCACUCCUCACCUCCCUCAUCCUCCACACCUGUUCCUGAUCCACUCAUUAUAAUCCAGUCAACCUGCCACACCUGUGUUCCUCUGUUCCCCAGUCCUUUAUAAACACCAGCCCUUCAGUCACUCAUUGUCGGACCUUGACCUACACUCAGCGGACUCACACCUACUCCCUUCCAUGGUUCCAGUUCACAGUAAGAUCUAUUCUGUUGUAUCCAGUCGUGUUAAUAAAGAACGGUAACCUGCUCUUGUCUCCUGAGAGUCCUGUGUAACAGAAGGUCCGACCUAAACAAAAUGUGCUGGAGAAGAUGCAUUCUGGUGAAACUGCUGCUGGACCUGGAGGUCUUCCUUUCCCCCAAGGACAUCAGGGUGGUCCACACAGCAUUGGAAAACUACGUGAACACACUGGCGGAGUUCCCCGGACCCGUGGAGAGGAUACGGGUGUCGGUGGAACUGGUGACUCAGCUGGAGGCCAGACCAGCCCUCCUCCUUAUCUUCCCGGACUUGGCCGAACUAGUAAAGGAGGCAUGGGAAGUUUUUACGGAGGCUCAAUUGGUGAAUGUGGGGUUGAGAGCGCCACCAGAAACUCCCCCGGCUUCCACACCAGAGUCUGCAGCGUCUUCCCCGGCUUCCACGCCGGUAUCUCCAGCGUCUUCCCCGGCUUCCACGCCGGUAUCUCCAGCGUCUUCCCCGGCUUCCACGCCGGUAUCUCCAGCGUCUUCCCCGGCUUCCACGCCGGUAUCUCCAGCGUCUUCCCCGGCUUCCACGCCAGCGGCUCCAGCUCCUGUCCUCACCGCCCUCCUGUCGUCCUCCCAGGCCGUCUGGAAUCCGGCCUUCUGGAGGGGGGGGGGUACUGUUACAAUCUGUCCUGCCACUCCCCUGAUUCUACAGCACUCCCUGUUCUUCUGCUCCUCCAUUCACUCCUCACCUCCCUCAUCCUCCACACCUGUUCCUGAUCCACUCAUUAUAAUCCAGUCAACCUGCCACACCUGUGUUCCUCUGUUCCCCAGUCCUUUAUAAACACCAGCCCUUCAGUCACUCAUUGUCGGACCUUGACCUACACUCAGCGGACUCACACCUACUCCCUUCCAUGGUUCCAGUUCACAGUAAGAUCUAUUCUGUUGUAUCCAGUCGUGUUAAUAAAGAACGGUAACCUGC
Molecule: messenger RNA, 1212 nt
Organism: Melanotaenia boesemani (Boeseman's rainbowfish)
Lineage: Eukaryota; Metazoa; Chordata; Actinopteri; Atheriniformes; Melanotaeniidae
Exons: 2
Coding region: 363-1010 (215 amino acids)
Source: RefSeq, a predicted model, not a curated record